GUUAUGUCGUAAAUGUAAGCUAACAAAAAAUGCCGAUACAAUCUAUGUAAUAAUAUACAUAUAUAUAUGUAUACCUACUGCGAUUAUUAUAAUUCAACCUUAGUAUCCGCCGGGGUGAUAUAAUUAUUAUUUAUCGUUGUCACGAUGUCCACGCCUAAAUGUUUUAUGUAGGUACCUAACCUAUAUAUAUAUACUCGACAGGUAGGUAGGUGUAUAGGCUUGUAUACUCAUAACUUUUUUAUGAAGAGUACCUACGACGGAGUGCGUGCUAAUAGGUACCUGAAUAUCGUAAAAUAGACCACCGAGACAAUCACGAGAACAUAUUAUGGUAUAAUAUUAUGUACCUAAACAUAAUAUAGGUAUAUCAUGUGACCACAGACCGGCGCACCACGUAACCGCGGGUGACCGAAGUGACUUUAUUGCUGCCAUACAGCCGUGCAUGCCGUUCGGGUGGAAUGAAAUUUCGGCCGAGAAUCACCAUCAUGUCGGCCGUGCACGAUAUCAGAAGGAACAAACACAACUCUGUGAGCCCGAGUACGAUGUCCGCGCAAGAGUACAGUGCAAAAGAAUUCAACGAAUAUCUUAACAAGACCGGAGUUCAUUACUACAUUCGGUACGUGUUGACAUUUGCGUCGAUAUUUGGCGUUUUCCCGGUCAGCAGCAUAUACCGUCGAGAUGUCUACAAAUUGACGUUUCGCUGGUAUUAUCCGAUAGCUAUUUACUCGAUUCUCCUGUUCUGUGGAUUCGUGUCCAUUGAAAUAUUCUCGUUGGACUAUACCAUACGAAACUUGAACCAAGACAAUCUAACCGCAAAAGGAGGGAUAAAAAAAGCCACAUCGGGAAGUAUAUUUUAUGGUAACGCGUGUUGCGCACUGUGGAUGUUCAUGAAACUAGCUAAGAAAUGGCCUAAGCUGAUGCAGGACUGGCGGUCAGUAGAGAUUUCGAUGAGGAGGUUUGGUGCUCCAAGACUCGGGUGGAAAUCGACUACUUUGGCUGUGGUAUUGUUAGUGUUCGCGUUCACUGAACAUGGCUUACAUAAUUGGUUGAAUACGAGGCCCGGUGGUAAAGACGACAUUGCUUCCAUGUCGCUGAUCGACAACGAUGAUAAUGGCAGUCUUAUACUUCUCGAUCAGUCCGCGACGUUCACAGGGUAUCUCGAGAGGUUCUCUCUAAAAACGCAUUGGUACUUGUACGACGACUAUGACAGUUACAAUCCGGUAAAAGGCUUCUUAGUAAUGUGGUUGAGCCUGACUGCGACGUUCCUGUGGAAUUUCACCGAUCUCUUCAUCAUGUUGGUCAGCUCAGCACUGGCGGCUCAGUUUAAGAAACUUACCAAGUCCAUGCAUAGCGUCAGAGGUCAAAUGCUGACAAUGUCGCAGUGGCAGGAAUACCGAGAGACGUACACGUCCUUAACUCACCUGGUCAAGAAAAUCGACGAUCACAUCAACGUCAUAGUGGCGUUGUCGAUAGGCAGCAACAUUUAUUUCAUUUGCGCUCAGCUCAUUACGGAAAUCGAUUCCAUCAAACACAGCUACUUCAGAACGCUAUUCUACAUGUACUCGUUUAUGUUUUUGGUGUUUCGGACCACUGCAGUCGUGAUGCAAGCGUCCGCUAUAAACGACGAGAGCAAAAAAAUUGUGCCAGAAAUUUUUAUGUGUCCAACGCAUAGUUAUAGCAUAGAAGUGCUGAUACCUACAAUAGACACAUUAUCCGAUUAUCACUAAUCAAACUUAAUACUUAUCGUAAAUAAACAACUUGCUACUUCAA
Myzus persicae (green peach aphid) is the source of this 1767-nucleotide messenger RNA. RefSeq names its product gustatory receptor for sugar taste 64f-like. Bases 456 to 1724 code for a protein of 422 amino acids. The record is from RefSeq and is a predicted model, not a curated record. Gene Ontology annotation, cellular component: membrane. NCBI's taxonomy places the organism in Eukaryota, Metazoa, Arthropoda, Insecta, Hemiptera, Aphididae. The transcript is spliced from 8 exons. Gene Ontology annotation, molecular function: taste receptor activity. Gene Ontology annotation, biological process: sensory perception of chemical stimulus; detection of chemical stimulus involved in sensory perception of taste.